This is a messenger RNA of Fusarium proliferatum ET1, 1257 nucleotides long. RefSeq lists its product as uncharacterized. Gene Ontology annotation, cellular component: cytosol. Bases 1 to 1257 code for a protein of 418 amino acids. Gene Ontology annotation, biological process: purine nucleoside catabolic process. Gene Ontology annotation, molecular function: purine nucleosidase activity. The record is from RefSeq and is a predicted model, not a curated record. The transcript is spliced from 4 exons. Lineage: Eukaryota; Fungi; Ascomycota; Sordariomycetes; Hypocreales; Nectriaceae.
AUGGCUUCCAACUUUACACACUCAGCUAUGAAGGUUAUUAUAGACACCGAUGUCGGUGGCGACGACAUGGUAGGGCUUUUGAUGGCUAUGGCCGCAGCUCCCAGCAUAAUGCAAGUCAUUGCGAUUACAACAGUGUUUGGGAACGUCAACGUGGAGAAGUCUCUGAGGAACGUUGUAGCUAUGUUCUAUAUCCUUUGGAAAGAAAUGGCUUGGCGAAAUAGCAAAGACAGAAGGUUUUCCUACGGAGCAUUUCAAAGCUUCAAACCGGUUGUGUCGCUGGGAUCGGGUCAUGCGCUAGGCCAGCCAGUUGUGGUUAAAACGAAUGGACGUCCAUACGGUCAAGACGGUUUAUGGAACUUCCAUGCAUUGUACCCGGAGUUCACACCUGACGACUCUUGGAAAUCGCUCUUUGAUGACAGCGUCCCCCCUCCAGAUAACCAGCCCGAGUUUUAUCAGUACUUCAAUGCCUCGCGCGCGCCAUCUCACCUCGAUAUUCUUCGUAUUCUUAGGGACGAGCCCGCAAACACCAUCACCCUCAUUGCUCUUGGCCCUCUCACAAACAUGGCUCUGGCCGCUGCAGAAGACCCAGAGACCUUUUUGCGCGCUAAGGAGCUUCUGAUUAUGGGUGGUGCUAUAUCUGUGCCAGGCAACAUAUCGCCCGUAUCGGAAGCCAAUGCAUACAAUGAUGCAGCGGCAGCCGCGCGAACGUAUACCCUGACUAGCGCAAACCUGGCAUCUACAUUUCCAACAACUGAUUUCAGCAAAGUACCGCUCCCAGCUUACCCAGAUCGACUCUCGAAGCAAUUGAAUGUUACAAUCUUUCCCAUGGACCUCACAAACAGUCACUGCAUCACCUACAAUACCUUUCUUAAUACAGUAAAGCCCCUAGCUGAUGCUGGGAGCCCCCUCUCAACGCUGGCUUAUACCUUUAUGAAAGGCAUACAUGACAACUGUGAUAAAGACUGCAUCUUUCUGCCAGGCACCAAUGAAGAGUGUAUCACGCUACACGAUCCGGUACCCGUCUGGUAUGCGCUCGGAAGGGACUUCUGGAACAUAUCAGCGCCUAAGGACCUCCGCGUGGAGAGCUUGGGGCAAUGGACGAAGGGGAUGCAUGUUGAGUACCAGAUUAACAUGACAGCAGAGGCAAACAGCCCCCUGAGCCCAGGCACUCGUCAAGGAAAUCGUGUCCGUCAAGCGUUGGAGAGUCCAGGUCGAGACGAGUUCCAGAGAAUGAUCAUGUCGCUAUUCACAAAUUGA